Quercus lobata is the source of this 792-nucleotide messenger RNA. RefSeq names its product Zinc finger C-x8-C-x5-C-x3-H type family protein (gene PEI1). The coding region runs from base 1 to 792 and encodes 263 amino acids. Gene Ontology annotation, molecular function: metal ion binding. The transcript has 3 exons. Lineage: Eukaryota; Viridiplantae; Streptophyta; Magnoliopsida; Fagales; Fagaceae. The record is from RefSeq and is a predicted model, not a curated record.
AUGACGCUUCAACUUCUGCUUUGCAAUCAGAAACAUUUAUCUCUAGGCAUCAAAUUGACAAUAAUCAGAGGCAUAAAUCCCAGCAUCUACGGAUUCUCCGAACACCAAUUUCCCAACCUCGUACCUCCGGAAUACUACAACAACACCAUCAACAACGAUCACAUCGACGAAGCUAUCUUUGGCUCCGAUGAGUUCCGAAUGUACGGCUAUAAGAUAAAACGGUGUCCGAGACUGCGAAGCCACGACUGGACCGAGUGCCCCUAUGCUCACCGCGGCGAAAAGGCUCAGCGCCGCGAUCCACGUAAGUUUAGCUACUCCGCCGUUGCAUGCUCGGCCUUUCGAACCGGCAAGUGCCUCAAGGGUGACACCUGUGAGUUCGCGCAUGGAGUCUUCGAGUAUUGGCUUCACCCAGCUAGGUAUCGCACGCGUGCAUGCAAUGCUGGGCGUUAUUGCCAACGUAAGGUAUGUUUUUUUGCGCACACGCCUGAGCAGUUACGGUCUGAGACUAAAUACAAGUGCCACUACACGUACCGACCAAGAAUGAUCGUCGGCGGAGAUGGGGUUCGCGAUGGAUCAAACGGUCAGGAGGAUGCCACACCGCCGCCUUUGCCUUUGCCUUUGCCGGUGCCGGUUCAGUUGGAGAAGAAACAUGUUGUUGAGAGUUGUUGUGAUGGGGUUUCGGAGGUUUUGAAGAGUUUGAGGGGUUUGAAGAUAAGGGAUGUUGAGGAUAAUUGGGAAUCAUCAGAGUCAGAUUUGCCUCAGAUCGAUUGGAUUUCAGAGUUGGUGCAGUAA